AUGGGCAACCCAGCGCCGUGCGCGCCCCCGCUGCCGGCCGGCGCUGCGGCGCCCGGCUUCCUGGGCGGCCUGCAGGGACUGUUCCCCGGCAUAGACGCGUGGGUCCCCCGCGACGCCUGCGGCGGCAGCUGCGCCGCCGGCCAGUUCUGCGACCCCCGGGGCGCCUGCCGCCCCGACACGUGCGCCGCCCAGCGCGAGCACGGCUGCCCUGGCGAUGGCUCGGCGCUCAGGGCGGUCGCCUGCCCGCCCGGCGGCGGGUUCAAGGACUGCUUCGCGGCAAACGACUUUGUCUGCUUCAAGGGCCCGGGCGCGAGCCGCGUCGAGUGCAACGGCAACGGCGCCUCCAGCUCUGCGUCGAGCUACGCCUCACCCGCGGCGCCCGACACGCCCGGGUCGGCCAGCGCCGGCGCGACGGCCGGCGGCGCCGCCGCGGGCGAGCGGGCCCUGGAGCCCGCCCCUGCUGGAGCUGUAGGCGUCGACGACGGCGGCGCCAGCGGGCCGGUCUCACUAGUGUCUCAGGACGGCCGCCUCGUUAUUGCGCCGUCAUCGCUGACUAACGGCAACGCCACUCGCCCGGCGGCGAUCGCCGGCGCCGCCAGGCCCACGAGCGACGCGCAGCAGGCCCGCCCCUUCGGCUGGGGCUACCCCGGCGCGUGGGCCGGCGCCUGGGGCGGCAGUGGGCCGCCGAACAGUGCGUGGUGGCCCUGGCCGUCGUGGCCGUCGUCGUGGCCAUUUGGCGGCUGGAACGGCGCCGCUUCCACAGGUGCAGGUUUUGGCGCCCCGUUCUUCAACGCCCCGUUCUUCAAUGAUCAGGGCUGGGACGACUGGGAGGAGGACUAUGGCGGCAGCGCCCCCGCUGGGACCGCCCCUGGCCCCGGGGCCGCACCCUCCGCUUCCGGCGGCUCCCGCGCCUCCGCACGUGCCGGCGCCGCUGCAGGCUCGCCCGCGCCCCAGCGGCCGGCCUCUGCCCCCCGCCAGCAGCAGCAGCAGCAGCAGCAGCAGCAGCAGCAGCAGCAGCAGCAGCAGCAGCACCAUCAGCAGCAGCAGCAGCAGCACGGCGCGGCCUCCAAGGCGGGCGCCUCAGCGUCCUCGGCUGGGCCCGCUGCUCCGCCCCAAUUCCCACAGAUGGGCUUCAUGCCAACACCCGACAAUAUGAUGAUGCCAAACGCGCCCUUCCCGGCUGGCUUCCCGCCAGCUGGCAACGGCGCCACGUCAGCGUCCUCCUCGUCCUCCUCCUCAAGCGGCGGCGGCGGCGGCCCGCCCGUGGACGACUGCCGGGCGCAGAAGGCUGCGCUCUGCUCCGGCGACAAGAGCCCUCUGAAGGUGGUGGGCUGCCCGGCCGGCGCGGGCGGGUUUUCAAAGUGCUACGAGUCGGAGAGCUUCAAAUGCUACCUGGGGCAGGGCGGCAAGACGACGGCCUGCGCGCUGACGAGCGGCAACGGCGCAGCCCGCGCCGCGGGCGCGGUCGGCGGCGCGGGCGUCGCGGCCGUGCAGAAGGUCGGCGGGGCGGGGGGCCGGCGGAUGGGUUGA
Messenger RNA from Monoraphidium neglectum, 1530 nucleotides. RefSeq lists its product as hypothetical. Lineage: Eukaryota; Viridiplantae; Chlorophyta; Chlorophyceae; Sphaeropleales; Selenastraceae. The transcript has 3 exons. The record is from RefSeq and is a predicted model, not a curated record. Bases 1 to 1530 code for a protein of 509 amino acids.